Fonticula alba is the source of this 4611-nucleotide messenger RNA. RefSeq lists its product as hypothetical. Gene Ontology annotation, biological process: recombinational repair. Lineage: Eukaryota; Rotosphaerida; Fonticulaceae. Gene Ontology annotation, molecular function: hydrolase activity; DNA binding; ATP binding. The record is from RefSeq and is a predicted model, not a curated record. Bases 1 to 4611 code for a protein of 1536 amino acids. Gene Ontology annotation, cellular component: nucleus. The transcript has 7 exons.
AUGCGACCGAUCGGCCUCCGACGGCGGCCGGGGCCGGCGUCCACGCCCGCCCCGCCAGGCACUCGGCCGAUUUCGUCCUUCCUGGCGCCCAAGCCGCAGGGUCCCGGGCCGGCCGGUGGGGCGACCGAGCAGGCAACCGCCGGCGUCGCCCCGUCGGCGAUCGGUCCGCCGGCCCCGGCCGAUGCUGCCGGGCCGGCUGCCCCGUUGCCGCUCGACCGGCCCCCGGCCCCGGAGCAUGAGUACCUCCUGCGGUCGCUGAAUGAGGAGCAGCGCACCGCGGUGGUGGCCAAUCCGGACGGCGUGCUGAUCAUCCUCGCCGGCCCGGGCACCGGCAAAACACGCACCAUCACUCACCGCCUGGCGUACUUGCUGUCCGCGUGUCGACUGCCGCCGGCCUCGCUGGUGAUGGUGACCUUCACCAAGAAAGCUGCCGAGGAGUUGAAGUCCCGCACGCGGGCCCUGCUCGGGGCCUCCUUCCCACCGGGGAUCAUCAUCGGCACCUUCCACAAUGUGUGUAACCACUUCCUGCGGCUGCACCAUCGGCUGGUCGGGCUGCAGGCCAACUUCCGCCUCAUCGAUGAGCACACCUCCAGACGGUACAUGCUGGACGUGUGCUCGGCUCUUGGGCAGCGCCUGCCGCUGGACCAACUGUCGGCCUUCAUCACCGAAGUCAAGCGCCACCCCCGCGGCCCGGAGGACUAUCUCUCCCUGUCGGCCUCCAAGUAUGACCAGGAGUUCGCCACCUUCUCCCAGGCGUACCGGGCAUAUGCUGCCCGCUGUCGCGAAGCCAAUGUCAUCGACUUCGAAGACUCGCUCAUCCUCGGGGAGCGACUCUUCAAGCAGCAUCCGGAGGUCUUGCAGGGCGUUCGCCAUGUGCUGGUUGACGAGUUCCAAGAUACAUGUGACAUUCAAUUUUCCCUGACCUGUCUCCUGGCAGGGGCCGAGACCACGCGCGUGGUUUCGCCCACUGGGGCAUCCUCCAGCCUGGUGAAGGCCUCUCCGGAGAUUGAGAUUGCCUCAAGCGGGGCCGCCCGGCGUCGUGGGGCCUUGACCAUCGUCGGCGACCCGGACCAGUCGAUCUACGGCUUCCGCAAAGCCAAUGUCCACCAUCUGACGCGCGGCCUGGGGCGCAUCUACGGGGCGGCCCUGCGAACGGUGGAGCUCGGCACCAAUUACCGCUCCAGCGGCUGCAUUGUGGCCGCUUCGCGGGUUGUCAUCGAGCAAGACACCGAGCGCAAGAAGCGCGACUUGCGCUCGGCCUUUGGCAGCGUGCCGGCGGAGGCUCUGCCCCGGCGGGGCGCCUUCGCCUCGCAGGCCCCCCUGCCGGGGGGCUUGUGUCCCUCGCUCGGGCCGCCGGUGGCCGUGUGUAGCCUGUCCACGCCCGGCACCGAGGCCACCUUCAUCGGGUGCGAGAUUAAGCGGCUGAUUGAGGCCAGCCAGGGGCUGCUCAGCUUCUCGGACAUGUGCGUGCUGGUCCGCGAGAACCGGCAGUUCCAGGAGAUCGAGCAGGCGCUCAGCCGCCUGGGCAUCCCCCACACGCGGAGCUCCGACACCCGGGUUGACCGGUCGGCCUUCGGGUCGGCCGAUGCGCGCGUCCUCCACGGGUAUCUGGCCGUGGGCAUGUUCCUGGCUCUGGCGGAGUCCGGGCUUCGCUCGGCGGCCGAGAUCAUCUUUCCCCGGGCUCGGCUCAACGCUGCCUUCUGCCAGUCGGUCAACUCGCCGUCGAGGAUGAUCGGCCCCUCGGCGUUGGACGACUUGCGCAUCCUGGCUGGGUCCCUGCCGGCCCCGGGCUCCGGUGCCAACAUGCUGGAUGCGGCGCGGGUGCUGUGCGACCGGGCCCCGGGGGUGGGUGUCGCCGUGGCCGUGGGCGUGGCCGGCCCCGACGCCCCCAUGGCCCCGGGGUCCCAGGCUGGCGAGGGCACGCCUGCCGUCGGGCGCAAUGCCUUCGAUGUGCUCCGUGCCUCGGCCGGCCAGCGGCCCGCCGCCCCCUCGGAGCCGAUCGGCGGCAAAGCCGGCAUCCCGCCGGCCGCCCUGGCUGGCUGGCUGGCUGAGCGCCGGUCCCUGCGCGAGCGCCUCAACCCCUUCCUGGAUGUGGUGGACGCGGUGGCGGGUCUGCUGCGAGCAUCGCCCCCGGUCGGGGCCACCGGCCAGUCGGUGGGCGCGCGGCUGCUUUCCCUGGUUGACACGGCCCUGUCGCGCUCUGGCCAGCCGAUCUCCAGCGAGUGUGGAGGGCGUGCGGAGCUCGACAAGCAGAUCACUGCCUGGGCCUCGGGCUUCGAUAGGCAGGCCGCGCGGGGUUGCUUCUCCCAGUCGGCCAGCGACCGGGCUGGCUUCACACAGCCGGCCACCGGGUCUUGCUGGUGUUCUGGCAGCGGGCCCGAUGCGGGCGCCUCCCUUCCGGGCGUCUGUCGCACGGCGUCGCAGCUGUCGCCCGACCAGCUGGCCCUGGCGGCCAUGCUCGCCCGCUGGGAGCUCGAGCACCAGGCCCAGCAGCGCCGUGGCCAGGCCCUGAAUGCCGUUGCCAUGAGCUCUCUCCACUCGGCCAAGGGCCUCGAGUGGCCGGUGGUCUUCAUCGCCGGUGUCGAGGAGGGCUUCCUUCCACACCGGCUGACGGUGAAUGCCUCGACCGGCGGUGAUGUCGAAGCCGCCGAGGAUUCCCUGUGCGAGGAGCUGCGCCUGCUGUAUGUGGGCAUGACGCGCGCGCAGGCCGGCCUUUACUUGACCUCCUCCUCGUACCAUUGCUCGCGUGGCGAGUCGCAGUGGCCGCCGAUGUCGCGGUUCCUGCGGGACCUGAACUUCCCGGCGGCCGGGUGCGGCGGGUCGCACCUGCUCAAAUCCGCGCACUUCAUGCAGCAGGCCCUGGCGCAGCUGGGCCCCGCCGGGUUGGAGUCCGGGCCGCCGGCGGAGCCGGCUGCCUCCGGGCCACGUGCCUCCCGGCUGGGCCCGCUUCCGGAUGUGGCGGCCUUCCGGAACCGGUCCCUGAGCCGUCGCAACCAGCUGGACGCGGUGUUGGCUCGAUCUGGGACGCCCUUUUGCCAAAGCACCCCGCCGACCCUCUCUCCGGCCAUUUUGCAUGGGCUUGGGUGGCUUCUCCGGCGGCCGGUUCCCCCGGGGGCCUUUGCCGCUUCCUGUGCCGGGUACUUGGCGCCCGACCUGGGGGCCUUCAUUGGGGAGGAGCGUUCGGCCCCGGCGGCCUCCGGUGGCGAGGGCCCCGGUGCGGCCGACCCGCGCGACGCCUGGGCCCUCGGCCUGGCGGCCGGGCUGCUGGAUGCGGGCGAUGGCCAUGGCGACCCGGGGCUCCAGCCCUCCGGGGGGGAGACCUUCUCCGGGUUCCAGAGCGCCUCCUCGGCCUUCGGCCGCAGCAGCAGCAGCAGCGCCAGCGCCAGCAGCGGCAGCGGCACCAGCGCCGGCGCCGGCGCCGGCCCGGGCGGGUCCUUCGUCCGGGCAAGCAGUCUGGGCGGCGUCGCGGCCGGUGGCCAGGCCACCGGCUUCCGGCAGGCGUCUCGGCUCGGCACUUCGCAGCCCGGGCCCGGGGCCGGUGCUGACAGUCCCUUUGGCUUCCGUAGUGCGCAGGUGGUGGACUUCACGCGCCCCGGGGGGCCGGUCAUCACGCAUGGGCCGCAUGCUGGCCAGGCGCCGGGUCCCUUCGGGGCCCUGGCCCCCGCAAGCGAUGCCCUCUCGUCCGGCGCCCGGAUCCCGGCCAUGGCUUCGCCCUCGUGGUUUGACCCGUUCGCCGCGACCUGCGCCCUUCGUGGGAGCCAGCGCCGCGGCGAGCAGGCCGACACCAAGGACGGCCUUGCUGCCGGCCGGCAGCGGGCGGCCGAGCCGGCCCCCACGUCCUCCUUUGGCCACAUGCCGGUGAUGACCUUCAGCCGGCAGCAGCGGGGGGUCGUGACCGAGGCGCCGCGACCGGCACCCGGGUCCGGUACCGCUGCCGGGCCCAUGCGAUCCCUCCUGUCGACACGGCCACUGGCGACCGCGGCCUCGGCCACGGCCACUGCCGCCGCCGCCGCCGCCGCCGCCGAGGGGGAGCUUGUCGACCUGACGGAGCCCGGGGCGCCGGGCGCGGGCUCGCCUCGGCGGCGCCCCCCGCGCACGCGCGAGGAGCGCGAGCGCCAGAUGCUGGAGGUGCUGAAGCGCCGACGCGAGGCCCCGCCCAGCCCUCCGGCCGCCGGGGAGGAUUCCCUGUCCUCGGACUCGGACGAUGACUUUGCCCUGUACGGCGAGGAGGACAACGAGUUUGACUUCGACACCGGGACCAUGCGGCAAUCGGCGGCCGCGAGGCGGCGCGUUCGGUCGGUGGCCGGCCGGGCCGCGGACCCCGGGUGUGUGGCUACCGUCAUGGCCAGCACCGGCGGCAGGCUGGAGCCUCCCGGGGUGGGGACGGCCCCGCGGCCGCGCCCCAGUCCCGGCCCCCCCGGCGGCCCGCCUCCCCUGCGGCAGGCACAUCGGCCCCUGAGCAACUGGGGACACACGGCCGCCUCGGCCUCCAGCACCGCGUCCACCGGCGGCCGGCGGCCCAUCGGCUCUUCGCAGCAGUACUCCUCCGCCUUCCGGUCGGCCGGGUCCUUCUCCCAGCCCCGUGACGCCUGGCGCUCGCGGCCACCCUGA